This is a messenger RNA of Entrophospora candida, 298 nucleotides long. NCBI's taxonomy places the organism in Eukaryota, Fungi, Glomeromycota, Glomeromycetes, Entrophosporales, Entrophosporaceae. The record is from the annotation of a GenBank genome assembly.
UGAAAUCAAUCAAGGAUUGGAGAAUACACCAUCGACACAUGAACCACCUUCCUCAUCCCCCUUACCUUUUGAAAUGUGGUGUCCUUCGAGAAAGCUUCAAAAACUCUCAGAUGAAUUUGAGGAAAAAAUACUUUACGAUCAUCCAUCUGUUCCUUGCGCCUAUUGUUCUAUGCUGAUGAUGGGAGCUGUGGUUAAAUGGAUUGAUUACAAUCUUGACGAAACUUACAACAUAAUGAUAGCAUUUGCAGACCUCCAAUUACCUUUACACGUAAACAACAGGGGCCAAACCAAGAUUGCU